Messenger RNA from Symbiodinium sp. CCMP2592, 8577 nucleotides. The record is from the annotation of a GenBank genome assembly. NCBI's taxonomy places the organism in Eukaryota, Dinophyceae, Suessiales, Symbiodiniaceae.
AUGCUAGCGCGAACGGAUCUGGAUCCAAAUGUCUGCUGCACAGACCCUGCUCGAGCAAAGACCCAGUGCCACAAUGCAACAUUCAAGCAGAGCUUUAAUCCUGGAAUCGGUCUUCCACCGUUCAGCAGUUUACUUUGUCUUAGCUUUCAUCCUUCAUUCCAUGCUUUGGCAGAUUUUACAAGGCUUAGUACCCACGUUGCGCCAUGUUGUGCUCAAAUGACUGCCGAGCUUCUUGGCACAUGGGAGGCAGUGUGUCGUUGCGACCUUCAAGGUGCUGGCAAUGGCAGUGUUCAGGGUCAGCUCGAGGCGAGUGCAUGGCUCGGUUUAGCAGAUGCUGGCCGUUGCUGGGACCUUGCGCGCAAGAUUCCGCCACACUUGUAUUCCGCGGCCUACACCGUCUAUCAGGCCCUCCAGGAGACUGGCGAGGAUGCCAGCCUCGCUGCAUGUAUUCCAGGAGCCUUCACCGCACUGACCGUGGUACUUCUACUGUGGGAGGCCCACGAUGCUCCGCAUUCGCUCUUUGACUCUGCUUUACACUCCGUGCUCCUUCUCGAAAGCUCGAUUGUGGCUCCCGCGAUGGCGGCGCUCGGGGUCCCCGGCGUGCUGGAUUGCUCCGCGUACGUCAGUGGCGAGGGCUGGUGGCCGGGGGUCGUGGACUUGCGCUGGCUUCGGCGCCUGACCGGUCGACUUGCACGGAAGCGGAUGGCAUGGCAGACGUUGGUCGAUACUGGCGAGGAGCCGUGGCAUGAGCGUGAGGUGGCAGAGCGCCAGUGGAUGAAGGCAAGAGCGUUGGCCGGCACCUGCGCUGUUCCCCAGACUUUUCAGAACAGUUUCAAGGAAUCCGGCUCAAGUGAGGGGUCGACCAGCUUGUGCCUGUGUGUGAUGCACGGCGAGGGUGCAAGCACAUUUCAAUCCUCGUUGCAGUCCUACCAAGAGGGUGGUCUGCUCAAACUUGCCCGGCGACGCUUUGUGGCCUUUCUUUCGCAUGUGGAACUGGAGGAAGCGGUGCUGUGCUGGCGGAGGAAGCUCGCGGAGCGGUUUGGCCUGGAGCUUCUGCCGGAGUCCUCGUGGCCGGAGCCCUUCAUCAGGAAGCGUCAAAAGUUUGGAGAUCCAGGCGCUGCCAUGGCCGCUUGCGCUGUGGCAUGUGACCAGGAGUUCCUGCUGUUUCUGGAGGAUGAUUUUCACCUCGUCACGAGGCAUUUGCAGGUUAUCGAUGGAUGCGUGAUCAAUUGUGACACGCAUCUGCCUCUCUUUGAUGGUAGCGGAGCAUUCCUGGAGCGGACGACGCCGAGGACUUUCGUGUUCCUUCUCCUGGGUGCGAUCCUCGGCUACUUGAAGGCGGGCGGCGUGUUGCGGGACAUGGCACUUCACACGUUUGGCUCUGAGAUUCCCACCUGGGAUGGCGACCCGAACACGUUCGAGAGAUUUGCCACGGCUUGUUCGUGGUACUCUUUUGGCUUGAAGGACAAUGAGCGACACCUGGCGGCGGCAAGGAUCUGGAACAAAAUGUCCGGGCCAGCAAAGGGAGUGGUUCGGCACUUGAACCCUGAGAACUUUGCCUCCGAGGAUGGUGUCAAGAAGCUCCUCAAUGUCCUUCGCGAGAGCCCGCUGCAGAAGCUGCCGAUCCCGGACAGUUUCUCGAGGUUGGAAAAAUGGUCAGGCCUGCAGAAGAGAGCCCAUGAGAACAUACCGCAGCUUUUUACUGAACUUCAAGUUUCUCUACGGCGUGCUCGCGAGAACGGGUCUGGAGUGCUCAGCGGCAAGGGCAAGGGCGUGGGUUUUCCUUUUUCUUCGACGCCCGAGCCUGUUCCGACGACGGCACCGACCACAGACGAGAAGGAGGAGACAGCCAGCCCACAUGCGAGCGCGACUGGUGGAUCUCCGGGCGGCCGGUCUCAGAGGACGACGCGUUCUGAGGCGGCACCUCCCGCAAGCCCAGCGAGCGGGGACGACGACAGUCCCCUUACCGGCUUCUUUGAGGACGAGCUCCGGGGAUACCGACUGCUUAAGGCCUGCCAUCUUGGAUACCAGGCCCUUCGCAGUUUGUUCGACGAAGGCAUGGCUGAAGCAGGGCACCGUCGACCUCGGCCAACUUGGUGGGCCGACGCCACUUACGAGGCGUACGCUCAAGAGGAGGAAGCCGGGGCCUACGGUGAUUACAGCGACUUCUACGAGGCGGCCGGCCACGAUGACUACACGGACCCGGCCUACUAUUACGAGGACCCGGCCUACUAUGCCACCGAGCCGGACCUGUACGCCCAAGACACCUACGAGGAAGGCCCCGAGAGCUAUGAGGACCCAGUUGCCACCGAGGACGCCGACCUGGUGAAUGAUGAGAAGGAGGCCUUUGCGAUAGCCCAAGAGGCCAACAGAACCCUGCAGCAGGCGAGAGCGGCGGUGGCAAAAGCCAGGGGUGCCAGGGGAUAUUUCCCGGUUGGCGGCAAAGACAGCGGAAAAGGAAAAGGAGCUCCCCCUGGAAAAGGAGCCACUCCAAAAGGGCGAUUUGCUGGAGGCCCGGCGGCAGACCACGGCAACUACUUCCACGACUUCUACGCCGUCUUUCCGGACGAGACCUUUGGCGAGACGGAAGCCGAAGGGGAUGACGCUGCCGAGACCUUCGUGCUCUCGGUCGGCGAGCUGGCGACGACGUGGGCGACACAAGUGAUCGUGGACACCGGGGCGACGGAGAGUGCAUGCGGGAUUCGUUCUAUGGACCGUUUGUUGCAAGCUCUCCAGUGCCCGUUCGACUUUCUGCUGGACGACGAGAGCAGCAACGAGGCCCCGAAAGCACAGAACACCCCUUUGCUACUUGGAGGCCGUACCCUGCGGAGUUUGCAAGCUAUCUUGAGCUAUGGGGAUAACAUGAUGACUUUUCGGCGGCCUCUCGAGGGAGAUCUUGCUGCCCUUCCGUUGUACCCCACCAAGAACGGGCACCUGGCUGUGGACUUGAGUGAGAAGUGCUGUGCCCUUGGUUUUCUCCAGGAGUUUGUUCGUGAUGAGUUUGGCCUCAAUCUGGCCAUGGCUGGUGGCACCUCGCAUAGCGCCGAUGCAACCAAGGACGACGAGCCCUCGGACCUUCCGGAAGCCGAGAAAAUGUACGUGACAGCAACAGAGCCACGAAGUGCUGAAGUGCAGUGCGUGUUGGGUUGUGACAGUGAAGAGCAGAGCCUCCUGAGCAGCCUCCUGAGCAUGCUCAACAUGAUGUUCGUGGCAUGUUGCAGCACCUUCGGUUCAAAUUGGAUCGUCGAGUACGUUCCCAUGGCCCCCAAAGCGAUCCCUCCUGCACUGGAGGACGACCCUCGCCACCACGAGUGGCUCCAUUACGAGGCCAAGCCUGGCUUCAAAGGAAAACACCGGACCUCUGGCCCACCGCGGGCCGUGCUACUUCGGGCCAUUGGCGAGCUGAGGAUGGAGUACGGCCAAGCAGCCGAGCGUGAGGAGAUCGAGAUUCUCCAGAAGCGCUUGGAGGAGCAGAGGGGCGCCAUCCUGGAGGAGGCAGUGACGGCCGCCGGGGCGGAGACCGAGCAGGAGGAGGAACGACUACGUGUUCCUCGGCGGGGCCACCGUGGGGAGCCUUUGGAAAUCAAGAAGCCCGGGCCCGGCACCAAAGCCAGCAGCCCCCCUCCGAGCCAAGCACGGCCGAACUCCAACAUGAAGAAGAUCCUUGCGGCGGGGACGGCGGCUUUGUUUGCCAACCUUCACCAAGGCCUUGGGACUCUCCUUCCUGCUGUUCGGCGCAACGUGGACUUCCUGGAGGUAACGAACUUCGGCGACCCGAACCUUGUGGACACCAUGAACCUUCAGGGCUAUGACCUCGAGAAGUUUGCUCCACAAGCCCCGGGUGACCUCCUACGUGACGUUCGCUGUGGUGAAGGGCGGCAGGCCCUGCUGGCCAAGCUGAAGAACGAGGCCAAAGUGAUGAAUGGCCUUGUGGCGGCGAUGCUCUCUCAAGUGGAGAGGGGCCGGGACUUCGUGUGGGAGAUCCCAGCCGAAGCGAGGUGCAACAAGACCACGUUCAUGGACCACCUCCGGAGUGAAAUGAACAAAAUGCACCACCGCCUGCACGACUUCUACAUUGAUGCUUGUGCCUAUGGGGCCAAGACCCAGGGCACCCCGGUGAGAAAGAGGUGGCGGAUCCUGACCACCAACAAGUCCUUUGAGACUUUGCUUCGGCGAGGCUGCCCUGGGUGCAAGGACCACAUCGACUACAAUGACGCUAUCAAAGACACGAUGAGGGCAGAUCACCAUGUGAAUGCUCUGGCCGAGGAUGUGGAAGAAAUUCUGUUGGAGCAACAAUGGUUUGCUCGUGGGACCGGCGACCCCGAGGAGGAGAAUGUCCCUGUAAUGGCACUGUCGCGUCAAAAGGUCCCACCGGAGCCUCCCACAGGCCGCAAGCUGGAGCAGAUCCGGCAGAUGAUGAUGAGGGUGCACCGGGCAUCAGGACAUGCUUCAAUGGCGAGCCUGGCCAAACUUCUGGCGCAAAGGGGAGCACCUUCUUGGGCACAGGAGCUUGCGCGAUCCCUGCAGUGCCCUGACUGUGUGGAGUCCCGGCGACCAUUGCCGGCACCACCGCCACCCUCGACCUUGAAGGAGCCUCCGAAGCUGUGGGAGAUGGUGGGGUCGGAUGUGUUCGAGUUCGCUUAUGUCGGCCCGGAGGGCAAGCCUAUGAAAAUCAAGGGCUGUGUGUGGCACGACCGGGCCUCUGGAACAGCCUCGGUCUCUAUGAUGCAGAAGUACAGCGAGCACUGGGAACCAAGCUCUUCGCAGAUGAUUCGGUGCUUUAUCCAAAACUGGCUGCAGUACUAUCCCCAGCCGACCUGGCUGGUGACCGACCCGGCUUUGUACUAUGUGGUCCGGAAGCUCAAGGACACGGUGGAGCGCCUUGGGCGCGAGAUGCCAGCACUGUCUCCUGAGGAUGCUUUUCGGCUGGCGUGCCAUGCUCACAACUCCACCAUCCAGCCAAACACUGGCUUUGCUCCGUAUCAGUGGAGCCGUGGCGGCCUUCCGAGUGAGGUCCCCGUUGGCAUCGACCCCAACAAAGCCUUCGAAAAGCUGCUGAAACAACGUGAGUCUGCUGGGGUGGCGUAUCGGAAGGCGCAGGCCGCGGAUCACCUCAGCAAGUUGAACAAUUCUGUUGGACGCCCGAGGACAAAGUACGAAGCGGGUGAGUUUGUGAUGCUAUGGCGCAACCGCAAGAAUGCCGGAAAAGGAGCCUGGACAGGCCCAGUGCGGGUCAUUCACUUGGAAGGGUCAACGGUGUGGAUGGCGAGUGGGGCAACCUUGUUGAGGGCCAAAUUGAACCAAGUGAGGCCCUGCAGCAAGAAGGAGGAGAUGACAGCCGUGGCGAGCGGGGCAUCGAUCUACAAGAUGCCGGUGACGAUGGAGACUCUGCUUCGCGGGUUUCGCGGCCGAUUUUAUGAAGACCUUGCCGGCGACAAUCCUCCUCAGGAAGCCCGAGAAGACCUUUCUCAAGCUGAAGUUCGAGUAGCUCCUCGUCCCCGGUGUCCUGGCGAAGAUCGCUGGGAAGUUCAAGGACCGUGGCUGGUGCGAGUGCACAUUAAGCCCAGGCUAGCGCUGUUCACCCCUUCUCGCACGAAGGAGAGGACAAUGCCCAUUGCAGCUGAGCACCUGACCGGUGAGAGGGUGACCUUUGUGAAAUCGACUGGCAACGAGCAGGUGAUCAACGAUGACUUUGUGACGGGCGAGAACCCAGGACGUUGCCUUUCCGAAGCUCACCUGGCGAGUUUGCUCAAGCUCGCCGUUUGCAACUUUCUGAGCCUGAAGCUGCUGAGCCUAGACCUCCGGUCCCCAAGAUCCUGCCGUAGAUCCGAGUCCAGCCUUUGGCGACUUGGUCCCUCCAACACCUGUGUCAGCUUUGCCGGGGACGCCAGUACCUCCAACACCAUCUCUGCGAUGCCGGGAACCCCUGAUCUCCAAGGCAAGCUGGUCCCAGACACACCUCGUGGUCUUCUACCAGAACCUAGUUCGGUGAACGGGUGUCCUGUGACAGAGUGCGUGCUUCCUGGCGGACACCAACUAUCUCAUCGCGAUGCUGGCGGCAACCCUUUUGCGUAUGACCGCCGCACCGACACCCGGAUUCCAGUGGAGGAGUCGGGCGAUGAGACGGAGGAGAUUGAUUCUUCGGACUCUGAGCUUCAAGAAGAUGAGGAUGGGCACCCAAAGCCGAAGCGGCCCAAACCGGGACCAGGACCUGAAGAUCAAGGAGUGAUCGGCUAUGCCUAUGAGAUCGAGAUGGAGGGCAAGGACUGGAAGGCGUUAACCUCUCGGCCUCGCAAGGCCAAAGUGUGGCUCAGCAAGAAGUUGCAAGAGGAGGGCAAAGAACACAAUUGGCGAGAGUUGACUCAGGCCCAGAAGGAAGAAUUCGAUGAAGCCCAAGCGAAAGAAAUCAGCAACGUGAUCAAGACCAUGGCCCUGAGAUCCUUGACCGAGUCGGAGCCCCAGAAGAUCUCUUAUGAUCGAGUGAUGAGAAUGAGGUGGGUGCUAACGACGAAAUCGUCGGGCACCGCUAAGGCGCGACUGGUCAUCCUCGGGUACCAGUCGCCGACUCUUCUGACUACGCAGAGCUCUUCUCCGACCCUCUCCCGCCUCGGCAAGUACCUUCUUCUGUCGGUCGUGGCCAACCAACGGUGGCUACUUGAAUCGGCGGACGUAACAUCCGCGUUCCUCCAGGCCCUGUCUGACCUCGAGAAAGACGACCUUUACGUGUUUGCCCCAGCGGAGUUGGGUGCCGCUUUCGGAGGUGAUGGCAAAAGUGACGGCACUAUCUUAAAGGUGCUGCGAGCCUUUUACGGCCUGGUGGACAGUCCUCGGCGGUGGCACGAGACGGUCACGAAGGUGCUGCUGGAACAAGGAUGGAGGCAAAUUUCUGCCGAUCGGUGCCGCUAUGUGCUGUUCGACCAGAACAACACUUUGGUUGGCAUCGCUGGCGUCCACGUUGACGAUUUCUUGGUGGCGGGCGACACUGCGUCGAGCGUCUACAAGAAGGCCCGUGAAUCUCUCGAGACGGCCUUCACAUGGGGACGCUGGGAACAAAAGCAGUUUGAGUACGCCGGGAGUGACCUGACGCAGCGAGAAGACUUCUCCAUCAUCCUGGGACAGGAGAGCUACACGAACAAGUGGAUCGAGGAGGCUUACCUGAGCCCCGAGCGAGAGAAGCAGAAGAGCAGCCCACUCACCCAAAAGGAGGUGAGUGAUCUUAGAGGAGUUCUUGGAACCCUCUCUUGGAGGGCAAACCAAACAAGCCCUCAGCUAUCGGCUGAAAUAGGCCUGCUUCUUUCCGAGGUCCCGAAUGCGACCGUGGACACGAUGAUCCGGGCGAACAAGAUGGUCCGGGAGGCGAAGAGGACUGCCGAGCAGAUCCUCCACUUCCACGCCUACCAGUUCCCCUGGAGCGAAUUGGUGGCCGUCGUGUGGGCGGAUGCUGCGCAAAACAAUCGCCCAAAAAGGGGUAGCACAGUGGGCGUUGUGGGUGCUCUCGCCCCUCGCAAGAUCCUCGAGGGCGAGCGUGUGGCCAUGAACAUUGUCUCCUGGCGCUCCACCAAGGCGCCUCGCGAAAGUUUGGGAUCGAACGGGUCCGAAGUCCAAGCAAUCACGAUUGGGGAGGACCUGGUGUUUCUGAUCCGUGCGAUGUGGAUGGAGAUACAUGGCGUGAUCCCUCGCCGCAACGAGCUACCACAACAAGUGGCACAGUGGACCGAGGGAGCCCUUGUGAUGGACUCUCGUGGCAUCUACGAUGCCAUGGUGCGGAAUACCUCCGCGUUACAUGGCCUCAGGAGUUCCCGGGCCGGCUACGAGUUGACUGUUGCAGUGAGUCAAGCCCAGGCUGUGAAGACCCACCUUCGUUGGGUCGCGGGUACUGAGAUGAUCGCCGAUGCUAUGACCAAGGCCUCGGCACGAAAGAUCUUGCUGCAACUGAUGUCGCAGCAACAACAGUGGAGACUGGUGUACGACCCGGACUUCGUCGCAGGCCGCAAGCUGAACAAGAAGGAACACGAAAGGAGAGCCAACGAAAUGUCGGCUCAAUUCCUGCAGGCAACGCAGCAUUUUGCUGCAGAGAGCUUUUUACCAUGGGGCGAAAGCCCAGAGUGUCUCACUGAAGAGGACAUGAUGCUUCAGAAUCUCAGGAGUAUGACUGGUGUGAUUUCAGAGGGCAUGGGAUGCUCGAGCGUGCGAGCCAGCGGCAAAAGGGAGAUCUUGACGGCACGUCAGCAUGGCGAACCCCCGUCGCCGUACACGGCCUGGUACUUCAGCUCAGAUCCUGUGAAGAACUCAUUUCCGGAGAAUCUUUGGGAGCCUCCGUUCUGGGACUCUGGCCAGGAGUGCGACUCGGAUCGAAAGUCUUGGUACCGGACCCUGCAGUUUCAAAGAGACGCAGCGAUCGCAUCGGAACAGUCCCGAGGCGGCCCCUAUGAGGCUGUUUUGGGGGAUGAGGCUGCUGCCCGUGUCUGGUGGUGUUCCAAUGGCUCCUCCGUGCUUUGCACUUCCACGGCUGCGCACCGAGAUCCUUUCCGCAGCCUCAUGUACAGUGCCUUGGCCGAGAUUGACAGCUUUGGGUGA